Molecule: messenger RNA, 1344 nt
Organism: Trichomonas vaginalis G3
Lineage: Eukaryota; Parabasalia; Trichomonadida; Trichomonadidae
Product: phage tail repeat-like family
Exons: 1
Coding region: 1-1344 (447 amino acids)
Source: RefSeq, a predicted model, not a curated record
AUGAAGAAGGCAGAUAAGGAAUAUGUGGAUAGUGAAUUAAUGAAGAAAGCAGAUAAGGAAUAUGUUAAUGAAAAAGAUAAUGAAAUUAAAGAAAGGGUUGAAUGGUAUCAUGAAUGGACAUCAAAGAUUUUAAAAACUAAAGCCGAUACAGGAUGGGUUUCAGGAUGUUUAGAUCUUAAAGCAGAUAAAACUUAUGUUAACGAUGAGUUAAAUAAGAAGGCAAAUAAGGAAUAUGUUGAUAGUGAAUUAAUGAAGAAGGCAGAUAAGGAAUAUGUUGAUAGUGAGUUAAAUAAGAAGGCAGAUAAAACUUAUGUGGAUGAAAUAUACCAAAGUUUGAUAGGAACAACAAAAAAUAUUGAAACUAUUGUUGGGGAUGUUUCUAUCUAUGAAGAAAACAAAUAUUUUAGAUGGGAGUUUGUACACUCCUUAAAAAAUGGUACACGGUGUAAACUCAUUCCGAAAAAUAACAAUGAAAUGUAUGUAAGUUAUAAAAAGAAUGAUGGCACACAAGUUAAAGUUCCAUUAGACAACAACUGCUACUUAAACUUAUAUGGAGACGAACAAAAGAAAUAUUUAAGAGUUUAUGAAAUGGCAGAUAUGGCAUUGCCUCACCCAGCUCCAGCACCAUAUUAUUAUGACUAUGGAGAUGACGACAGAACACCACAUGUAGAUGAACAAAAGCUAACAUUAUAUUUAGAUUAUUAUAGAUAUAAAAGAUAUAAUGCAAUAGAAAAAACGAGAAUAGUAUAUUAUUAUACAGAUGACAGAAAUAAAUAUUAUAGUCAAGAUUUUACCUACCCUGAAAACAUAAGAUUAUAUUAUAAAAAAUAUUCUGACACAAACCAGAAGAAACCUGAAAUAGUUGCACUAUAUUUUAAGUUCAAAAGAGACAAUCCUAUAUUAUCUCAUAUGUUUGAUUUAAUGAACCCAGUAGGUUCUAUUUAUACAUCUAUGGAUGCAAGAGGUCCUCAAGUAAUGUUUGGUGUUGGUGCAUGGGAACAAAUAGUUGACAGGUUUUUGUAUUGUGCAAACUCUUCAAAGGAAACAGGUGGAAGUAAAACAAUUUCAGGUGAAAAUUUACCCGCACACAGUCACUACAUAGAUUUAAGUACAUCUCAGGCAGGUUGGCAUAAGCAUAGAUAUUGGGAUUGGUCAGGAAUGACAAAAGGUAAAGGAUAUGAUGUUAAAGACGACGUUAAGUUUGCUAUAAAUUGUUACUGGAGUGACACUCAGGGAGAAGGAAACCAUACACAUUUCGUUUCAGGAUAUACACAAACAACGGGACAAAGUAAAGACUACAUGCCACCUUACAUGACAGUUUACGCAUGGUAUAGAGUUCGAUGA